This is a messenger RNA of Penicillium roqueforti, 984 nucleotides long. RefSeq names its product PP2C family serine/threonine-protein phosphatase. Gene Ontology annotation, biological process: protein dephosphorylation. The coding region runs from base 1 to 984 and encodes 327 amino acids. The record is from RefSeq and is a predicted model, not a curated record. The transcript has 5 exons. NCBI's taxonomy places the organism in Eukaryota, Fungi, Ascomycota, Eurotiomycetes, Eurotiales, Aspergillaceae. Gene Ontology annotation, molecular function: protein serine/threonine phosphatase activity; cation binding.
AUGGUUGUGGCUCACAAAGCUCUGAGGGACCAGAUUUUCCGGAAAUCAAUUUCUACCUCAGACACAGUCACACUUCUUGAUGCCGGGGCUGGUCAAUCCCAGGGUGGUAGGAAGCAUCAAGAGGAUCGGAGCACAGUGAUCUUUCCCAAUCAUUUUCCUUCGGAGGUGAAGGACGAAGUUGCAUUCUUCGCAAUCUAUGAUGGACAUGGUUCUGGAUUGGUUUCGGAUCAUGUUAAUGGCUGUUUGCACCACUUGAUCGGACAGCAUCCGGAGUUCGAACGAGGUAAUUGGCCUGCGGCUAUCAAAGCCGCAUUGGCGGAAGAAGACAGCAUUAUGUUGGAUAGGUUCAAGCAUGAAUCUGCCGAGCCUGCCAUUUCAGGAUCGACAGUGGCAUUGUGUUGCAUUAAUCUCACCAAGGGCGAGCUGGUCGUCUCCAAUCUGGGCGAUUCGCAUGUUAUCCUGGCCGAGCGGGACCGGAAAACAGAGCACCCGUAUCACAUCCGACGUCUCACAGAGGCCCACAAGCCCUCCGACCCCAGCGAGAAGACCCGAAUUGAGAAAGCAGGCGGGCAAGUCAAUGACCGCAGCGGUACAGAGCGCAUUGGUUCCUUGAACAUGUCUCGAGCCCUAGGCGACCUGCAGUACAAGAAUCCGGUGAAUAAUACCUUUACGGACAACUCCGUGCUGGACCCCGCCGCGUCGGCUAGCAGCCGAACGGAGUCUCGGGGCAACUUCCUAUCCAAUGACCCCUACAUCUCGCGACGGACACUGAACCCAGACCGCCGUUACCUGCUCCUAGUGGUGUCCGACGGAGUUACUGAUCGAUUGGACGACACAAGCCUGGUUCAGCACGUGAUGAAGUUGUCGAUGCGGGGAAAACGAGCGAAUGAGAUUGCACAAGAAAUCGCCACCAAUAGUGCGAACAAGCCUCACAGUGACAAUGCAACGUGUAUUGUAGCGAUGCUGGAUGGAAGGGUAUCGUGA